UCCAUCACAGUUUCCACAUGCGACCUGAAACAAAAUUCCAAACCCAAACAAACCUAACCCACAUCGGACUCAUAUCCGGCGACGACCCACCGAAGAGAGAGAAGAUCUCCGAUGGGGUACACCACCGCCGCCGCCACCGCCACCACCACAAACACCACAGACGGCGGCGAUUCAGAGUCAAUCUCUCUCCUCCAAGCCGAGAAAAUCCCAAAAGACUCAUUCCACUUAGCCUACCUCAUCUACUUCACCCUCGGCACCGGCUACCUCCUCCCCUGGAACGCUUUCAUCACCGCCGUCGAUUACUUCUCCUACCUCUACCCUGACGCCUCCGUCGACCGCGUCUUCUCCGUCGCCUACAUGGUCGUCGGCGUCAUCUCCCUCCUCUUCAUCGUCUUCUACGCCCACAAAUCCGAUUCCUACAUUCGCAUCAAUGUUGGUCUUGCUCUCUUCGUUGUCUCUCUACUCGUUGUUCCGAUCAUGGAUGUGGUCUACAUUAAGGGUCGGGUUGGCAUCUAUGAUGGGUUCUAUGUGACUACGGCCGCGGUGGCUCUUUCGGGUAUCGCCGAUGCGUUGGUUCAGGGUGGGAUCAUUGGGGCUGCUGGUCAGUUGCCUGAUCGGUAUAUGCAGGCUGUUGUUGCUGGCACUGCUGCUUCAGGUGUCCUUGUUUCAUUUCUAAGGAUUUUUACCAAGGCUGUAUAUCCCCAAGACACCAGUGGCCUGAGACAAAGUGCAAUUCUCUAUUUCAUUGUCAGCAUUGUUGUGAUGAUCAUAUGUGUUGUUUUCUACAAUGUGGCACAUAGGCUACCAGUUAUUAAGUACUACAACGAUUUGAAGACUCAAGCUAAAAAUGAGCAAGAAGAGAACGGUGUCCUGACCGGGGCACUAUGGAGAUCAGCCUUGUUCAAUAUCGUCGGUAGAAUCAAAUGGUAUGGGUUUGGAAUCCUCAUCAUAUACGUCGUAACUUUGUCAAUAUUUCCUGGUUAUAUCACCGAAGAUGUCCAUUCCCAGACGCUAAAAGACUGGUACCCAAUCCUCCUCCUCACGAGCUACAACGUGUUUGAUCUAGUUGGGAAGUCUCUAACCGCUCUCUAUCUCCUCGGGAAUGCAAGUGUUGCAAUUGGUUCGUCGUUUGCAAGAUUAUUGUUUCUCCCUCUCUUUUGGGGUUGCUUGCACGGUCCUGAAAUCUUCCGAACAGAGGUUCCGGUGACAUUGCUGACAUGUCUUUUGGGCCUCACAAAUGGGUACUUGACUAGUGUCUUAAUGAUUUUGGCUCCCAAAACCGUCCAGCUGCUACAUGCCGAGACUGCGGGGAUCGUGAUGGUUCUACUCUUGGUUGUUGGCCUGGCAAUUGGUUCAAUCGUGGCGUGGUUUUGGGUCAUAUGACGCCCUAGCAGUUUCACAAUAUCCACAUAAAUCUGGAAUGGCCCUUCUGUUGACCUACUGUUUUUCUCAUUGUGUAAAAGUCUGUAAUCCUUGUGUUGGUAAUUCGAUCCUCUACUUCCAUACUGAAGCAAAGGGUUGUGAAGCUAUUAAGCAACUUGAAAAUUGUACAUUAGUAGCUAUCAUGUGGGAAAAUACCUCUUUCUAUUCUUUUUCUUUUUCUUUUUCUUUUUUUUACCUAAAGAAACAGGCCAUUAGAUUGACUUAUCUGUGUGGGAAUGUGCAAUCAAACUUUGAGGAUUGCAACUACCGCUUUUAUGUUUCUCUACUUGUGAGUUCCACUCGUAUAGAAAGAAGUUUAAAAUCUGUUGUGAUAUUUAUUACGAGAGUGUUGUAUAUGGUUC
This is a messenger RNA of Camellia sinensis, 1784 nucleotides long. RefSeq names its product equilibrative nucleotide transporter 1. Gene Ontology annotation, biological process: nucleoside transmembrane transport. The record is from RefSeq and is a predicted model, not a curated record. Gene Ontology annotation, cellular component: plasma membrane. NCBI's taxonomy places the organism in Eukaryota, Viridiplantae, Streptophyta, Magnoliopsida, Ericales, Theaceae. Gene Ontology annotation, molecular function: nucleoside transmembrane transporter activity.